AUGGGACCCAGGGCAAGUAAGGCUAGCAACCUGCUUCCCUGGUACUUUAAAUAUGAUGCUGGCAACAAUCAGAGCAAAAUGCCUUGGACCUUUGGAGGUGACGGAGUCCCACCUCUAACUGACAAACCAGGGACUCCUAAGAAACAACUUGGCAAACAAAUGGUAAUGAGAUGGGGAGCUAUUAAUAUCAAUGGGGGCUACUCUGGGAAGAAGGUAGAGCUGGCAGAGGCUGCAAGUAAGAUGGGGCUGGACAUUUUAGCUGCUAGUGAUAUUCGGGUAAGGGGUGAGAAAGAAGAGGAAGUGGGAGAAUACAAGGUCUACCUGUCAGGAGUCAAAGCAGGAAUAGCACAAUGGGGUGUAGGGCUUUACAUCAGGAAAGAAAUGGAACCCAACGUAGUUGCAAUAAGGUAUGUAAAUGAACGACUGAUGUGGAUAGAUUUGAAAGUGUCUAGCAAGAAAAUUAGGAUUGUGUCAGUAUAUUCACAUUGUGAAGGGACAGAUCAAGAUAAGAUGGAUAGUUUUUAUGAGGCACUCAGUGAUGUAGUUGUUACAGUAAAGGACAAGGACAGUGUUCUGCUCAUGGGUGAUUUUAACGCCAGGAUUGGAAAUCGAACUGAAGGGUAUGAAAAGGUUAUGGGUAAAUUUGGAGAGGAUAUGGAGGCCAACAGGAACAGGAAACAACUCUUGGAUUUCUGUGCCAGUAUGGGCUUAGUAAUCACAAACUCCUUUUUUAAACAAAAGAACAUUUACCGGUAUACUUGGGAAGGCAGGGGAACCAGAUCUGUCAUUGACUAUUUAAUAACAGAUCAGGAAUUCAGGAAGGCUGUGAGGGACAGACGUGUAUUCAGGGGAUCGUUAUUUAAUCUGCAGUGA
Schistocerca cancellata (South American locust) is the source of this 873-nucleotide messenger RNA. RefSeq names its product craniofacial development protein 2-like. The transcript has a single exon. Gene Ontology annotation, cellular component: nucleus. The record is from RefSeq and is a predicted model, not a curated record. Gene Ontology annotation, biological process: chromatin remodeling. Lineage: Eukaryota; Metazoa; Arthropoda; Insecta; Orthoptera; Acrididae. The coding region runs from base 1 to 873 and encodes 290 amino acids.